AUGGUCCGCGGCUGGAGCCCAGUCCUCGUGUCGGCCGCGCUGGUCGUGAUGGCCGGCUGUGCCGCGGCCCAGCAGCAGCAGCAGCAGGCCGCCCCGCUCACUGCCGACGAGGUGUUCAGCAUGGUAACAAGAGCACUUCAGCAAGAACUUCUGCCAGCCGUCAGAGAACUCGCGUCUCGGGUGGAGUCGCUGGACAACAGGCUGACUCUGCUCGACUCCCGAGUGACUGAGCUCACCGACCACAUUGUGAGGGGUGGACAAAGUCAGCGGGAGGACGUCCGGGGAUCCCAGCCGGCCGGUUCCGGCACCGGCGGGACACCGGGUCCAGCGCGGUCAGCGGGCGGGCCCUUCACGGUCAGCCGGCCCGACACCGAGCAGCAGAGUCCGGCCGAGCAGCAGAGUCCGGCCGAGCAGCAGAGUCCGGCCGACGGCCGCCAGUUCCGCGACUGCAGCGACCUGCCGGCCAGCUCCAAAUCGGGCCGCUACCUGCUGCUGCAGGGCGGUGGCGGCCAGCAGCCCGCCGCUGUGGGGUUCUGCGACAUGGACACCGCGGGAGGAAACUGGACGGUGAUCCAGCGGAGGGACGCCACUCAGCGCGGCCAGCACUUCAACCUCGGCUGGAGCGACUACAGGCAGGGAUUCGGCCACCUGCUCGCAGAGUUCUGGUGGGGCUUGGACAAUGUGUGGCGUCUUACCUCAUCACACGACCGGCAAUACGAGCUGCGCGUUGAACUCGAGGAAUUCAACGGUACUCAAGCGUACGCCCAGUACCAGAACUUCCACAUCUCAAGUGAGCAGGAUGGAUUCAGGCUAGCCCUCACCAACUACACGGGUAACGCCGGCGAUGGCCUGUCUAACAACGCCGGCCGCAUGUUUUCGACCGUUGGCCGUGAUCGGGACGCGUGGUCCUCGGGCAGCUGCGCGGACGAGCACCAGGCCGGCUGGUGGUACGCGAGCUGCGGCCUCUCCAACCUCAACGGCCAGCACGGCGCCGGCGGUACGCCACACCCCGCCGGCCUGUGGUGGGUCACCUUCAGCCGGUGGAGCUCGCUGCGGAGGACCGAGAUGAAAAUCAGGCCAGCCUAG
Amphibalanus amphitrite is the source of this 1086-nucleotide messenger RNA. Its product is annotated as microfibril-associated glycoprotein 4-like. NCBI's taxonomy places the organism in Eukaryota, Metazoa, Arthropoda, Thecostraca, Balanomorpha, Balanidae. The transcript has a single exon. The record is from RefSeq and is a predicted model, not a curated record. The coding region runs from base 1 to 1086 and encodes 361 amino acids.